Trichoderma aggressivum f. europaeum is the source of this 876-nucleotide messenger RNA. RefSeq lists its product as uncharacterized. The record is from RefSeq and is a predicted model, not a curated record. NCBI's taxonomy places the organism in Eukaryota, Fungi, Ascomycota, Sordariomycetes, Hypocreales, Hypocreaceae. The transcript has 4 exons. Bases 1 to 876 code for a protein of 291 amino acids.
AUGGAGGGCGUGCGCGAGAGGGUCGAAGGGGAGGGGGGGGGCGUCCCUGUAGGAGGCAAGGGUCGAUGUGCUGCGACUGCGAAGGUGCCAGCAGGUACGCAUGCGCGAAUCCUGAGUCGUCGUGUCACUCGUCGCGGCCACUACACGAAUCGACCGGCUGCCCCGCGGCUACAGCGGCCACCCGCCCGCUCCACUGAGCUCGAUGCCGCUUGUACCUCUGGGGCCGAGGUGAGCUGCAGCACACUGUGGAUUGGCCCGCAUGCGUCGCAGCAAGCAGAGCGACGGCGUACUCUGUACUUGGAGCGUGUUUUGACGCAGUGUCAACUUUGCAUCAACUUGGCAGCGACUAGGGGGGUACCCGUACGGCCACCGCAUGCCGCAUCUCCCGCCCUCGUCCAAUGGCGCGCAGUCACUACCCCGAUCAGGCAUUUGUACCAUGUCCCGGCUGCCCUGUGCGCUCAUACAAGGGAUGUACAGCCUCGGGGGAGCGAACUGGCAAGCAGCUGCUCGUACUGGGCUUGUACUCCGACAGACAUCGGUACCUGGACCGGCUCAGCCGACCGCCUGAUCGCUGCGGGCCUCGUCGUCGCAGCGCAAUUCCACAGCUGUUGGAGCAGGACGCAGGACUCGCAGCGCGCUGGCAAUGGAUCUCUCGUCGGCUCAUUCUCCUCGUGGAGACAAGAGGCGGCCCCCUCUAAACCCCGAAGGACAGAAGCAGGGCUUGGUGGCACAGCAAUCGAAAGGAAAUGCAGGGCCCGCGCGGCGGCCAACUCGAUUCACGCUCCUGUUGCUGUUGCUGCUGCUGUUGCUGUUGCUGCUGCUGUUGCUGUUGCGGACGACGGACAACAAGACGACGGCAACUUGAUCAGCAGCUGA